UUUUCUACUAGUCUUGCAUACAUGCAUAGAGUAUAACUUCUUCCAUGGCGGCCUUCAACGGAGCCUCUUCCUCCUCCCUUUCAUCUUCUAUUCAUCAGUGCGCUUACGAUGUAUUUUUAAGUUUUAGAGGUCAAGAUACUCGUAGAGCUUUUACUGCCCAUCUAUAUGCAGCUUUGCGUCGAAAUGAUAUCAAUACGUUCAUGGAUGACAACCUUAGAAGCGGUGAAGAAAUUUCACCAGCACUUCUCAAAGCCAUUGAAGAGUCAGCGAUUUCAAUCAUUGUACUCUCUAAAAACUAUGCAUCCUCCCGAUGGUGCUUGGACGAGCUGAUGAAGAUCCUCGAGUGUAGAAAAACAUGGGGGCAACACGUUCUACCCUUGUUCUAUCACGUACAUCCGUCGGAAGUACGGAAUCAAACAAAUAGUGUUGGAGAAGCAUUCGUUAAACUUGAAGAAAGGUUUAAGCAUGAUCAAAUGAAGUUGCAAAGGUGGAAGACAGCCCUAUCACAAGUGGCCAAUUUGUCCGGGAGGCUUUUGGGGAACAAGAAUGAAGCUGAAUCUAUUCGCGAAAUCAUUCAAUGGAUCAAUUCAAUAUUAUUAAAACAUAGAUACUUUCAAGUUGCUCAGGAUCCAGAGUCUCGCCAACAAUAUGUGAAACCACUUUUAGAUAUAGAGAAGAAUAUUGAUCGUACAUGUCUAGUAGGUAUCUUUGAAAUUGGUGGAAUUGAUACAACAACUAUCGCCAAAACCUUCUACAACUCGAUUGCAUCUCUAACCGAAGAAAACAGGAUAAGAGACUUACGAAAUCAACCACUGCAUGCAUUAAACAGUGAAAAAAAGGUCAAAGACUUGAUAGACUCCGAAAACAAAAGAAGUGAUAGAAGAAGUCGAGCAGUACUUUGUGCAUUAGAUAGUAAAAAACUUGUCAAAGCAGUUGACCAUUGCUUUUUAUUCAUCAAAAAAAUAGGAAAACCUGUCAAAGACUUGAUAGGCUUGGGUGUGUUCAGACAAGAAAAUAUGGAAGGUAUAUAUGCACCAUUUUUUGAUUGGAAAUGCAUUCAAGCAGCUACAGAUAAUUUCUCAAAUGCAAAGAAGCUUGGACAAGGAGGGUUUGGAUGUGUUUUCAAGGGCACAUUUUCAGGAGGUGAAGAGAUUGCAGUAAAAAGGCUUUCGAAGGUCUCGCAACAAGGCAUAAAACAAUAUUUUGAAAAAGAGUUGGUGGUGAUGACAAAACUUCAACACAUGAAUAUUGUUAGGUUUCGAGGAUAUUGCAUAAAAGGAAAAGAAAGGAUUGCAGUUUAUAAGUACAUGCCGAACAAAAGCUUAGAGUCAUUUAUAUUUGAUCAAAAGAAACGCAUGUGUUUGGACUGGAAAAUGCGCGUCAACAUCAUUUUGGGAAUAGCUCGUGGGCUUCUUUAUCUUCACCGUGACUCCACAUGGAGGAUUGUUCAUGGAAAUCUAAAACCCGACAACAUUCUUUUAGACGAGCAGAUGAACCCCAAAAUAGCUGACUUUAGCUUAGCAAGGAUUGUUGGAAGCAAAGAAACCGGGGUAGUUAAAACUUUUGAUUAUAUGUUUUCGGAAACUGAGGAAAUAAUUACCACAAUAGCUGGAACUAUUGGCUAUAUGUCUCCGGAGUUACUAGCUUAUGGAAUUUUCUCAACCAAAUCCGAUGUUUAUAGCUUUGGUGUACUUCUACUAGAGAUUAUAAGUGGAAGAAGGAAUGCAGAAUUGACUAUGUCAGAACCACAUGAGAACAUUAUAGAAUAUGCGUGGAGAUUGUGUGGAGAAAACAAGGUGUUUGAUUUAAUGGACCCAACUCUACAUGAAGUUUGUAAUACAGAUCAGUUUGUGAAGUGUGUACAUAUUGGACUCUUAUGCGUACAAGACGACCCAAAAGACCGUCCCACCACAUCAAAUGUUGUUGCCAUGCUUGACAGUGAUACUCGAACACUUCCAACUCCAAAACAGCCCGCAUAUGUUCCAAGCCUUUCUAGCAAAGUUAGUUCUUUUCGGAUAGCGGACACAUAUACGGAAUUAACUAAUAGUUUUGAGUUUGAAGGAAGAUAAUGGUUGAUACCAAUGCAAAGAUUCGAGUGGACCAAACAUUUGAUAUCAAUUAUGGUGCUCGUAGAUAUAUAUAUGGUGCUUACCUGAAAAAUCUCUCAUGUAGUAUUUUGGAACAUUGGGAUUACCAUUCGUUUGCUCAGACGUUACUAUGGGAAUCAUACGCUUAAGAGUGCUUAGUCAUUAUUUAGACUUUAAAAAACUAUUUAUCAAAAUUUCAAACCACAUAGAAGAAUUUAACAUUUA
Molecule: messenger RNA, 2312 nt
Organism: Alnus glutinosa
Lineage: Eukaryota; Viridiplantae; Streptophyta; Magnoliopsida; Fagales; Betulaceae
Product: G-type lectin S-receptor-like serine/threonine-protein kinase At4g03230
Exons: 9
Coding region: 45-2069 (674 amino acids)
Biological process (GO): signal transduction; protein phosphorylation
Molecular function (GO): protein kinase activity; ATP binding
Source: RefSeq, a predicted model, not a curated record